Messenger RNA from Cynoglossus semilaevis (tongue sole), 2300 nucleotides. It is a transcript of the gene adora2b, whose product is annotated as adenosine A2b receptor. Gene Ontology annotation, molecular function: G protein-coupled adenosine receptor activity. Bases 690 to 1736 code for a protein of 348 amino acids. The transcript has 2 exons. Gene Ontology annotation, biological process: G protein-coupled adenosine receptor signaling pathway; vasodilation; adenylate cyclase-activating G protein-coupled receptor signaling pathway. Gene Ontology annotation, cellular component: plasma membrane. Lineage: Eukaryota; Metazoa; Chordata; Actinopteri; Pleuronectiformes; Cynoglossidae. The record is from RefSeq and is a predicted model, not a curated record.
ACUUAUUACUAUUGCUCAUUUUCUCCAGAAAGGUCUUGCUCACCCAUUCACCCCUAAAUCACGGGUGGGCAACAACCCCCAGGACAUUUGUCAGAUUAAAACCAGAUGCAGCCCACUGCCGCGUGUGUGCGCUCACUUUACACACAAAACGGUCUAUUUACGUUCCAGGACAAGGCUGUUUAAUGCGCGCAAUUAAGGACGCAGCUGCAAAGACGCUGACUCGUGUUUCCGUCCGUAACUUGUCGUGUGGUUAUGACAGGGGAGGGGCAUUUCUGUGAAAGUCGGACUACUACUACCACCAGCCGUGUCGUCCUCUCCUCUCCUCCUCCUCCUCCUCCUCCUCCUCCUCCUCUCUUCUACAUUUCAAAACUGCUGUCGCGGGGGAAGUUGUGCCACAGUGAGCGUUCGCUUCAGAGCCACGCGUGCCGCAUACGUCAUUCAGAAAUCGGUGCACAAGAGGCGCGAAAACAUCCAGAGACAAUGUUCAGGUUUAUUAGGCGCUUCAAACGGCAGAAGUGUCAACUUUGUGAUGGGGAAAUAACGCGUGGGCUCUUCUCCACUGCACAAGGCUGACUGUGCAGCUCCCACUUGUGGAAUACUUGACAGCAAUUCUUCGCCUCGGUGAGAGUAGAGACGGCGUCUCUUUGCUGCGAACAGGUCCUUUAAGUCCUUCAACACACUUUGCUGAGAUGUAUACGUUCUAUGUCUUUAUUGAAGUAGUGAUUGCUGUUCUCUCAAUAUCCGGCAACGUACUGGUUUGCUGGGCUGUCGCCAUCAAUACCACUCUGAAAAACGCCACCAACUACUUUCUGGUGUCUCUGGCUGUGGCUGAUAUUUUGGUCGGUUGCCUCGCAAUCCCGUUCGCCAUUACCAUCAGCAUCGGCAUAAAUCUGGACUUCUACGGAUGCCUCUUCCUGGCCUGUUUUGUCCUGGUCCUGACCCAGAGCUCAAUCUUCAGUCUUUUGGCCAUUGCAAUCGACAGAUAUUUGGCUGUGAAAAUUCCUCUGAGGUACAAGGAGCUGAUGACAGGAAAGACCGCCCGUGAGAUCAUUGCUAUUUUAUGGAUCCUUUCCUUUGUCAUUGGACUCAUCCCGUUCUUUGGCUGGAACCACAAACACAUUGUUUGUGGGAAAAGCCGCUCUGGCAGCGAAAACACUUCAAACACUUCUAGCCUGAUUAGCAGUGACGCUGGUGCGCCGUGGAGCUGCAAACUGAACUGUUUCUUUGAGAGUGUGGUGGACAUGCAAUACAUGGUCUACUUCAACUUUUUCGUCUGCGUGCUGCUGCCGCUCCUCAUUAUGUUAGGCAUCUACCUAAAGAUUUUCACUGUGGCCAGGAAGCAGCUGAGGCAAAUUGAACUCGAGUGUGUCGGAAACGGGGACAGCCACCACCACGGCUUCCUGCAGAAGGAGAUCCGAGCUGCCAAAUCCCUCUCCAUCAUCGUGGGACUCUUCGCCCUCUGCUGGCUGCCCGUCCACAUAUUGAACUGUCUCACGCUGUUCUACGAUCAGCUGGAGAAGCCGGAGUAUGUCAUGUUUGUGGCGAUUAUUCUCUCCCAUGCCAACUCUGCAGUCAACCCCAUCAUCUAUGCGUACCGCAUCCAGGACUUCAGGAACACUUUUCGCAAGAUCCUGGCCCAACAUAUCCUGUGCCGCAAGGAGGAGCCGUACUCGAGCUCCAACGGAAGUAAGCGCAACAGGGACCAGAUCCACAUGACCAUCGACCCUCUGCUGUAGGAGAUGUUUGUCCAUCAACUCCGUUGUCGUCUCUUGAUUUUUUUUUGUCGACGAUCGAAGGUUUACAAUGUUUACAGAACAAAGGUGUUGUGGGUAAAGAUGAACCUAGGUCAAACACACCUUGAAUGUGGACUUUUGAAUCGUGUCAACUCUUCAGGGGUAAACAGUGACACAUGGGCUAUGCCUAUGAGUCUCGUGUAACAUAUAUUCUGAAGAAUUGAAGUUAACUGGAUUCGUCGUAACCACGAAAACCCCCCCCCCAAAAUAUUACCUUUUUUCCUCGUUAUGACUUCCCUGUUAAUUUACAUCAUCACGUCGUGUUUGUAAGAUAGUGUUUAUCAUUGUAUUUAUUUAAGCCUCCUUUUUAUUAUUUUUAUUGUUUAAUCCUGCAUUUUGUACACACCCAGCGUCCUCGGAACAGGUUUUUGCAUCUUGUCCCAGAAUCAGAGUGUGAGGGAAAAGUUGGCACAAGCCGUGCAACGAGACACAAAAGGUCAUCACGAGGGUUAAGAAACGUAUAUAUUUGAGAAUGUAAAAAUGAUAUUUAAAAAAAAAAAAAAAAAA